This is a messenger RNA of Monopterus albus (swamp eel), 1937 nucleotides long. It is a transcript of the gene emb, whose product is annotated as embigin. Lineage: Eukaryota; Metazoa; Chordata; Actinopteri; Synbranchiformes; Synbranchidae. The coding region runs from base 5 to 1081 and encodes 358 amino acids. Gene Ontology annotation, cellular component: cell-cell junction; plasma membrane. The transcript is spliced from 10 exons. Gene Ontology annotation, molecular function: cell adhesion molecule binding. The record is from RefSeq and is a predicted model, not a curated record. Gene Ontology annotation, biological process: cell-cell adhesion.
CAGCAUGUUCUGUUCGCGCAUAGUGCUACAGUGUGAUAUCAUGGCUGCGUCACUUGCGCAGCUGAUAGAGGAAGGGUGGGGUGAUUAUACAAUGCAGCAGGAAGAGGGAGAAAAGAUACCUUGUGAGAAAGCUGCUCUCGGAGAGGACAGAGGGAUAAUAAUCAUGUCACCUUCCUGGACUCAGCUAUUAUUUCAGAUUCUCCUGCUUCUUGUCUGCUGCAGACACAUCAAUACAAAGACAUCUGGAGCAACGCCCUCACCACUGGCUCCUGUGCCAACAGUUGCAAGGAGUGUUGUCCUUAAAGGUGAAAGUCAAAAUGAGACAAUUGAAGUGUUGAACCCUAUCAAACUAGAACUGGAGUGUACCUGGACAGGUGAUCAGGACAAACUACCAAACAUUACUGUUUACUGGAUGAAAGAUGAGAAUGAAAUUGAGAAUAGUCGCCUCACAGUGCAGCUGGAGAAUGAACCGUAUAAUCUAAAACGAGAGUUCAGCAUUGAGAAAGAAGAAAACCUUGGAACCUACUCUUGCGUUUUUGAAAAUGUGUCAAAAAUAAAUUUUAUUUUGGCAGCUCCACAGAUUGGGGAUGUGCGAGAAAAGCCAAUAGUCAGCUAUGUGGGGGAUUAUGUGGUGAUGACAUGUAAAAUGGAGGAAAGCAAACCAAAGCCCAGCUCUUGGAACUGGUACAAAAAAAACGGAACAGAUGAGGAGCAGAUUUUCCCUGCUGAAGAGCCUCGAUAUAAAAUCAAGAACGAAGACGAGAAGACCAAGCUGGUGGUGCACAACCUGACUGAGGCCGACUCCGGCCUGUAUUACUGUGGUGCAGUGUACGCCAUCGCUACCACAAAGAGUCCUGUGAAGCUGAAGGUCAUCACCUAUUGGGAACCUCUGAAGCCCUUCCUUGCCAUCCUGGCUGAAGUUAUUGUCCUGGUUGCCAUUAUUCUGCUCUGUGAGAAAAGUCAGUCUAAGAAAGAUGGUGCAACAGGAAAUGAGACAAAUGCUGACCAAACAUACACACUAACGGAAGGAGAAAACAAAGACCAAGAGGGAAAUUCUUCAGUGAGACAGCGCAAAGUUUAAAUCCAGCAGAUUCAAGCUUCUCUAACAGUUUGGCUUCUUUUCAAAAAUGAAUUAUAGAGUUUAAAAAGCAAUACAUAAACUAUUAUUCUGUGAAUAUGUCACCUGUUCUAACAUGGUGCAAAAACCACCACAUGCAGACUUUGAUGGUUGCUCAUGUAACCUCAUACUAGUUUUUAAAUAGUGCUGCUUUUCAUUGGAAAUAAUGAUUUUAUUUUGAAUCAGUAGUGUUGUUACAACAGAUGGAAGAGAAGAGUGUCUGCCUACUCUAUUUUUUAGCCGUGAACCAUGUACAGUAUCAUCUCACUUCCUGCGAUCCUGUGGUUGAUUUCAUGCCUCACUCUACCUUUGUCACCUCUCUGUCAAAAGGAAGGUGUGCUAUCUUCUUUGGGACAGCAACCUAAACCUCAACUCUUAUAUGUUGUUUAUGCAUUAGGGUUUGUGAGCAGUGCCUUACACUCUCAAAAAGCAAUUAACCAAUGUGUGUUUGCAACCACUUUUUUCUCUGUAGAGUUUGCUCUUGAAAUGCUGUGUGCCUAAAAUUGCAAAUCUACCUACUAUGUUUUACCUUAAUAUCAUGAAUAUUUAUAUUAUUAUAUCAACAUAUAUUACCUUAAUGGUGUCCACUGUAUAUGAAGGCAAACAAAUUAAAACUACACAAAUCACUGUUAUUUUGUUUCUUUCACUAAUUGUCUAUAUAAGACAUGAACAUGCAUUUUGCACAUUUUGAAAAGCUUUUGUGUGAGCCGAUACGGAUGAAGCUGAAGGACCUAAGCGUCCUGCAUGUUCAUUUCUGAGGAGGGGUCGAAGUCAGAACAAACUUCUUAACAAUGGUUAACCCAAGGAAAUCAUAAAGCAU